CGUGAAUGCAGCAUAUCUGAUACGGGAAGUGUACACAACUGAGAUGAGACGAUUUUGACUCCUCCAACUUUUCUGCUCUCAGCAAACCCACAUUCUGCGCUGAAGCAUCACAAUAAAACACAGCUGAGCCAUGGCCAACAUUCAGAUCCGGAAGUAUCGGGAUGACGACGCUGAGGCAGUGAAGGAGAUCUUCACCCUGGGGAUGAGCGAGCACGUGCCUUCGUCCUUCAUGCACAUUCUGAAACAGCCGCUGACCCAAAUGGUGCUCAUGGUCAUGUUCUGCGCUCUCAUGGCCAGCUCCAAGUCCUUCCUGCUACCCAUCCUGGCCGCCACCCUCUUCCUGGCUGGGACCCGGCAGUUUGUCGUCUACGUGUUCAACAGAUAUCUCGAAACCUCCUACAGGAAAGACCUCAACAGAAUCAGGGAGUUCUACUUGCAGCAGAAGGACUCCUGCUUUUGGGUGGCUGAAAGUGACGGUCGGGUGGUCGGCUCGGUGGCUUGCCUCCCCGCUGUGGGAGAGCCUGGGUGCCUGGAGCUGAAACGCCUGUCUGUACGCCGCAGUCACCGUAGGAUGGGCAUCGCUAAGGCUUUGUGCCAGACAGUAGCUGAUUUCACUCGUGAGAGAGGUUUUCCAGCAGUUGUCUUGUACACCUUUGUGGUGCAGACAGAUGCUCAGAAGCUGUAUGAGCACAUUGGCUACGAGAAGAUAAGAGAGAUUGCCCUUUCUGAGCUUGUGGCCAAAAUCCUGAACUUUACUCUGCUUGAGUACAGGCUCUAUGUACAGAGAGACGGAAAAAAGGACUGAGUGGUCCUAAACUGAAACACACAGAGACCGUGUAACAUUUUAGGGCACAGUACCGUCCAGUCACUCAGGUUCUAUACUUGUGUCUACCCAGCAUGCAUUGCAGCUACGGCAACCAAAUACUCAGGUGACGGGAACUGUGGCAGGUUAGGCAUGUUCUCUGUUCUCAAACACACAUAUUGAUCAUUUAUUAUUGUUUUUUUUACCGUUGACAGAAAUAUCUGCUGUACUCAUGAUGUUUAAGGGUUUGUGUUGAUUCAGCUUCCUGAGGGUCUUUUGAUUAUUUAAUUUUGUAAAGGAUUUCACAACACUGAGAAUAAACCGACGGAUCCGAACAUGCUUCUAAAAUUUGGCGCCAGUUUUUUUUUGGUUGUACCAUUAAGGAUUCAGUGAUCAGAUACCCCGGAUUAGUGUCGGUCCUGAGAAUGAUCUCGGUCAGUGGAUCAGGUAUUGGCCGUGACACGAGCGAUCCACAUUAAAUGCUAUGUUUUCUUUUCUUGUUGUUGUUUUUUUUUAGUCAAUGUCUUUGUAAAAUUCAGUGUUUCUGUUAUCGUUUAGAUUGUUAAUUCAUGACAGGCUGCCAGUUCAGUUUUUAGUGCCACAUUAAUCCUUUAUAGCCUCAUGAAUUUUGAGGAAAAGAGAGCAGUCGUAUUGGAUUAGCGCUCUGUAUUUGCAUCAGUAGAUAACGGGAGAACAAGUUGGAUUGGUGCAUCCCUAGUACAGGUUUUUGCCAUGUGCUCGCUUUACCCGAAGCAUGUUAUGAGAUUAUGCUGCACUGGAAAUUAGGUGGCUGUGAAUGUGUGAACGCUAAGCUGCUAUGAAUAUCUACUUUAAAAGCAUACGUGUUGUUUUGCAUUCUUUUCAUAUCAGCCAAAAACAUGACCUAAGGGGAGCGAAUCCUCUGCUGCUCUUAACUGUGAGUGUUUGCAUUAGUUACAUAUGGGCUUGGGUAUUUAACAGACAUGCAUGUGUGAUUUGUACUUUGCUCAUACUAGGACCAGGUUUGUAAUGUGAUGGGGAAACUAUUUUCCAGUUGUUUUUUCUGAUCAUCUGAAUAAUGUACUGUAAACUGACACUGAGCCCACCAGCUUUGGGUUUCUUCCUUAACCACAAAUAUGCUGCUGGAGGCCUAAAAGAGGAUCCUGUGGGGAAGUGAGUCAGAUAUUAAUGGUUUGGGUUUUACUGAGGUUCUGCUCUGGGGUUUGUUUUUUUUUCUGUGUUCCAGACCGAUGCUCGCAAGCUGCAAGGUUUGUCAUGUUGUUUUUAUCAGUACAGAUCUGAUGAAUAUCUCAUAUCAAAUGUGUGAUCAGGGUACAGGACUUAAAAAUAAAA
Chelmon rostratus (copperband butterflyfish) is the source of this 2134-nucleotide messenger RNA. It is a transcript of the gene nat8, whose product is annotated as N-acetyltransferase 8. Lineage: Eukaryota; Metazoa; Chordata; Actinopteri; Chaetodontiformes; Chaetodontidae. The transcript is spliced from 2 exons. Bases 131 to 805 code for a protein of 224 amino acids. Gene Ontology annotation, molecular function: N-acetyltransferase activity. The record is from RefSeq and is a predicted model, not a curated record.